Suillus discolor is the source of this 441-nucleotide messenger RNA. RefSeq lists its product as uncharacterized. The record is from RefSeq and is a predicted model, not a curated record. The coding region runs from base 1 to 441 and encodes 146 amino acids. The transcript is spliced from 3 exons. NCBI's taxonomy places the organism in Eukaryota, Fungi, Basidiomycota, Agaricomycetes, Boletales, Suillaceae.
AUGGUUCACCCCACUAUUCACCAUACUGUUGAAGCCAAACAGCAGGCUGCACGCGAGAAACACAAAAGAUACUAUGAAAGAGAUGCCAUUUUAUUGAGACGUCGUCUCUGUCGCACGAACAACACUCCUUCCGUCACAGCCGAGUCUAACACGAACAACCUAUCGGAUGAUGAGGUUGACUUCGAGGCAAUUAUCACUUUGUCUGAUUGUCUGGGGCUUGUACAUGAUGCAAAGAACAAAGUCCUGGCACUUGUUCCUUCCGGGAUACCUACAACAUAUGUCGAGGGCAUCCUCCGCAAAUACGCUAUGUCAUUACGCACCAGUGUUGCCGGUGUAGAGACUCAUGCCUCUCAUUGUGCAAUAUGGCAGUUUUCACUGGGGAGUACAUGGCAUGAACUUGUAGCAUCACUCUGUGUGCUACCUGCAGCUAUCUCUAUAUGA